UUUGUUACUCAAUACAGAAAAGUAGAAUUUUUCACUGUCGCAAUAUUAAGAAAAGUAGUUUGAUCAUAGCAAGCUUUAGAAGUCGUUAAUUGAAGUUAAAACACAAUUUAAAGAAAUACCUCUGUAAACAAAAUGGUUGAAACUGGUAAAAAGUUAAGUGAAUUAAGGGUUUCUGAUCUGAAACUUCAGCUUGAGAAACGGAAAAUGGAUACUGUUGGUGCUAAGGCCACAUUAGUUGAACGUUUAGAAAAGGCCUUAAAGCAAGAAGGCCAUGAUCCUCAGAAAUACGUUUUUAAAAGUGGAGAUAAAAUAACUCCAAAAUCUAAAGAUAGAACUGGAACGGAAGAAAUAAAAAUAAAGGAAGAACCCGUUAUGGAUGGUUACCCAGAAGACAGUCGUGAUGGAUUUCAGUCUGGUAAUGAAAAUGGCGAUGCAGAUGCGAACGUUGAUGACGAGAUUGAUCAAGUGGGAACUGUAGAUGACGAGUGUGUUAUCAUUGAAAAUGAAGAUGAAGAGUCUCAAUAUGUUGAUGAUGCAGAUGCUGAAGCAGACGUCGAUGCUGAUGCUGACGCUGAUGAACAAGAAAAUGAGGAAAAUGAACGUGGUGAAGGUGAUGAAGUGCACGAAGAAGAGGACGAAGAAGAAAUUAGUGAAAAUAAUAAUCAUGACACCGAAGAAUCAAUUAAUUUGACAAUUGGCGAAGAAGAGCAACAAUUAUUACAUGAAGCUGCAGAUGAAAAGGAAAAAACAGCUGAAGCCAGCAAAUCACAAAAGGAUAAGAGCUCAGCUAAGGAACAACAAAAUAUCGACAAAGGAAAAAAAGAUGAGAAAAAGGGUGGCAAAGAUGAGGCUUCCAACAAAAAUAAGAAAAAAGAAGAGAAGUCCAUUGACAAAAAAGACACGAGUGAACAUAAAUCGUCAACAAAAUCGUCACAUAAGGAUGAAAAAGAAAAGACUACUAAUGCAUCAACUGUUAGCAUCUCAUCGAAAUCCUCAAAGCCUACAGUUCCAUCACGUAAUUUAUGGGUUUCCGGUUUAUCAACAUUGACACGUGCAAGUGACUUGAAAACAAUUUUCUCCAAGUAUGGCAAAGUAAUCGGUGCAAAGGUUGUUACAAAUACGCGUACACCGGGUUCCCGUUGUUACGGUUACGUUACAAUGUCAUCAUCAUCUGAUGCUACUCGUUGUAUCGAAAAUUUGAACCGGACUGAACUGCAUGGCCGCAUUAUAUCUGUGGAACGUACAAAAAAUGAAAUUGGUAAUACAUCAAACGGAGCUAAGGACUCAGCAAAAGUUACAGGUUCGCGUUCAGCAUCCAAAAAGAAAGAUGACGACAAAAAAAGUUCUGCUAAAGAUGGUGCCAAACCUUAUGAUGAAAAACGGAAACUUGGUGAUACUAAAAAAGACGAUAAGGACAAAGAUAAGGGAAAGGAUAAAAAAGAUGAUAAAGAAGCCAAAGAUGAAAAAUCAAAUGACAAUAAACGUUCACGUGACCCAGUUCGUUCCAAGGAAGUCGAUAAAGAGCGUGAACAGCGCAUACGCGAAAGGGAACGUGAACGCGAGCGCAUACGUCAACGCGAAAUUCUCUCUUAUCAAAAGAUACGCGAAGAAAGGGAACGUCAGCGUUUGCGUCAAAAGGAAAGAGAAUUGCGUGAAGAGGAACGUCGUCGCCGGGAGAUACGCGAUCGUCAACGUCAAGAAGAAAUUCGUCUAGCAGAAGAACGCAGAAAGUUGGCUCAGGAACGUGAACGUCUUGAACGAGAAAAGGCUGAGCUUAUGCGUUUGGAACGUGAGCGUCAAAAGUUGGAACGUGAAAAAAUUGAACUGGAACGACUUGAGCUAAAGCGCCAACAAAUGAAAAUGUUACAAGCUCGUGAGGAACCCAUCAAACGUCAUUCGAAGCACACUAGUGAUGAUCGGUAUGCUGAAGUUUCCGAACGUAAACGUACAACAACAAAUGAAGGACGUAUGGAAGCACCACCACCACCUAGGUUUGAUGCCAGCUUAGUAUCCUCAAGAAGUUUCGAUAAGAAGCGUGAUGAUUAUAACAGUACAGCAACAUCAAAACGUUUAGAUUACAGCAAACGCGAUGACUACACAAGUUCUAGUUCUAAACGUAGUGCCAUUGACGAUUAUACUGCAGUACCAGCGAAGCGUAAUACCGAAGAUUACGCUAAUAAGCGUGGAGAUUACAUGACAGGGGCAAAGUCCUCUCGUGAUGAAUACAAGCGCGAAGUUGAAAUACGUCACAUUCCAAGCGGAAGCACGAAUAAUACAUUCCAUUCCAAAAGCAAUAACAGUCGUUAUGGAGAGAGCGAUCGUAGUAAUUACAGACGAACUGGCAUGGAGGAGAUUAGAUCAAGUACAAACAAUGUUUGGCCUGCUACUGGGCACAUGAGCGGUGGUAACACUAUUCCAGCUAAUAUGCACGGUUGGCAAAAGACCAUUCAUACAGAUGACAAUACCUGGCGCCCAUCACAAGGUACACAGGAUCGGUAUGAUCGGACAUUCAAUGAACGCGCUGGAUACGGCAACAGUGGCGCCUUAUAUACUAAUAGUGGACGCGCUGGUCAAGAUCGAUAUGGACCUAUCUCUCGUUAUUAAUUUUAAAAUUAAGUAUAUUGGACAAUUUAAAUAUUUAUAGGAUGAUCCAUAAUUACCUAAUCUCAAAUAAUAUUUAAACCGAUUUUAUUCAAUGUAGCGAUAUUGCAUUACAUGUAUAAAUAAUUAUACUCUUAUAACAACUAUCACGUAAUGAUAGUCAAGUAGUUUUGAAUUAAUGUAACGCAAUGCUUAAUUAUGUUAGUAACAACAUAAUUAUUUCAAUAAACCAUUGAGAUAUAAGUAAUAUGUAUC
Messenger RNA from Teleopsis dalmanni, 2856 nucleotides. RefSeq names its product SAFB-like transcription modulator. The record is from RefSeq and is a predicted model, not a curated record. NCBI's taxonomy places the organism in Eukaryota, Metazoa, Arthropoda, Insecta, Diptera, Diopsidae. Gene Ontology annotation, cellular component: nucleus. The transcript has 9 exons. Bases 133 to 2604 code for a protein of 823 amino acids. Gene Ontology annotation, biological process: regulation of transcription by RNA polymerase II; regulation of mRNA processing. Gene Ontology annotation, molecular function: RNA binding; sequence-specific DNA binding.